AUAACAAGCAGCCAGUUCCUGCUGCUUUCCAACAGAAGGGCUGAAGGAACUUCUCCAGUGGACUUUGUGGAAUAAGCAACACGCAGCUGCUCAAAGUGUUCUGCUGGGGAAAAGCAAGUGACCGCACACCCGUUGAGCAGAAAAGGGAAGGAACUUCGUCAGCUUGCCCUCCCCGCAUUUAGAGAAAGCAGGCGCCUCGGGAACCGGAACAACCCUUAACCCAAACUCUGAGAACGGAACGGGAGCACAGCGACGGAAGAGGAGCGCCAGCUGUCAACUGGGGUGGGCGCUCCGGCCGCCAAUCUCACCACCAUUGCUAUAGGAAGAACUCCAACGAGCGACUCCAGAUAAGCCAGCUUCGGUCCACGCCUGCCUAUUGCUGGCGGGCCAUGGCUGAGGGGACAGGCUGCGGGGCGCCGAAAGCGCGCUUGGCCAAGAUAGUGAUGGUGGGUGACUCCUUCGUGGGGAAAACCUCUGUCCUGAGGCGCUACACCGAUCUUUGCCCCACCGCCCUGGCGCCGCCGUCUUCCUAUAUCACCACCGUCGGCAUUGAUUUCAAAGUGAAAACAAUUUCAUGUGAUAAUACAGCUAUGAAACUUCAAAUAUGGGACACUGCUGGCCAGGAAAGAUUUCAUACAUUUACUACUAGUUUUUUCCGAGGAGCGCAUGGAGUUGUUCUUGUUUAUGAUAUCACAAAUGCAAAAAGCUUUCAAGGAAUUGCAUACUGGAUGAAAGAUAUAUAUGAGAAAGCAGGUGAAAAUAUGGACAUAAUACUACUGGGUAACAAGUGCGAUAAGGAGGCAGAACGUGUAAUUUCAAAAAACAGAGGAGAAAAGCUUGCUUGGGAAUAUGGAAUACCUUUCUUUGAGACCAGUGCAAAGGACAAUAUAAAUAUUGAAAAUGCAUUUUCAGUUCUAGCCAAAGAAAUAUUGAACAAGAGUUCCUGUGUACUACUUGACUUAGACGUGGUGGACCUAGAUGAAAAACCACAAAAACCACCAAGAUCUUGCUGCAAAUUGUGACUCUCAAAAGAAAGAGAAAGCUACUAGUAUUGCUGACUUGGUAUAUGCCAAAGACUGGAACUCCUUAAUAUAUCAAUUAUUCAGUUUAAGUACUGAUAUUAACAAAUGAACAGGUUCUUUAUUCAUUGGCAUUUUAUUUAAUUGCUGUUGUAAACCAAACAUUAGAUUUACAUUAUAGGUCAUGACUGUAAGUUAUUCAGAAUGGAAGAAUAAAACAAAAACAAAAACAAACUAUCUUUGAAAGCUGGCCAAUGUAGUUUGGUUAUACAGUAAACCUAAAAGGUAAACACAACAUCUUUCUAAGGAUUUGAAUUCCUACUUACUGCUUAUGUACAGUUGUUUACAGAUUCAAAGUAAGAAGUCCAUGAAUAUGCAAAACCUUGGCUAUCCUUUCAGUCAGUAUUUUGUAGUACAUCCCUUGGUAGAAAUGAUAGUUUUCAAACACUUCCUGUAGCCAACUAAGAGUCUUUCCAUUUUUGCUUUUGAUAUUUUUCUCUACUUUUCCUUGCAGAAUUCUUGUAACUCAGAAAUAUUUAAGUCUGCUUGCACACACUGCACAUUUGAGAUCUCCCCACAGAUUUUCAAUAAUAUUCAAAUCUAGGGAGUCUCAAAUCCAUUUCAAAACCUUUAUCUUUCUUUCUUGUAAAUACUUCAUGGCUGCUUUGAAGGUAUGUUUUGAAUCAUAUCUUGCUCCAACAUCUUUUCAGCUUCUUCACUAUCUGCAGAGCAUUAAAUCUUUCCUAGAACUAUCUAAAACUGGUCAGAUAUGCUGAAAACUUUACUAACCAUGGAGUAAUUGCCCACAAUGCAGUACCAAUAACAAUCUGUGUAAGAGAGUUGUCAGAAGGAAACAUUUUUCUGAUGUCAUCAUCUAAAGUUUGCACAUAAAAAUACUGAUUAAGCCUGACAUGUUUUAGAACAAGGUGGUUUGGGCUGAUGACACAAUGAUUGGUCCAAGUCAUAUUUAGAGAAAAAUGGAUAAAACUUUUUCAGAAAAGAACACCAUGCCAAUUAUUAAGCACACAGGUGGCUCUAUUAUAAUUUGUAGUUGUAGGGCACCUAGUGACACAGCAGAUGUUUUGCAGGUGGAAAGAAGAAUUAAUGCAACUAAAUAUCAACAUAUCCUAGAAGCUAAUGUUCUUUUGUUUGUUUGAUUUCUUGACAAUAUGGAAUUGUUUUGCCAUUGCUUUUUUAAAA
Candoia aspera is the source of this 2219-nucleotide messenger RNA. Its product is annotated as ras-related protein Rab-10-like. Gene Ontology annotation, biological process: cellular response to insulin stimulus. The record is from RefSeq and is a predicted model, not a curated record. The transcript is spliced from 6 exons. The coding region runs from base 390 to 1022 and encodes 210 amino acids. Gene Ontology annotation, molecular function: myosin V binding; GTP binding; GTPase activity. NCBI's taxonomy places the organism in Eukaryota, Metazoa, Chordata, Lepidosauria, Squamata, Candoiidae. Gene Ontology annotation, cellular component: recycling endosome; insulin-responsive compartment; Golgi apparatus.